Molecule: messenger RNA, 2558 nt
Organism: Octopus sinensis (East Asian common octopus)
Lineage: Eukaryota; Metazoa; Mollusca; Cephalopoda; Octopoda; Octopodidae
Product: ubiquitin carboxyl-terminal hydrolase 30
Exons: 8
Coding region: 175-1587 (470 amino acids)
Biological process (GO): protein deubiquitination
Cellular component (GO): nucleus; cytosol
Molecular function (GO): cysteine-type deubiquitinase activity; cysteine-type endopeptidase activity
Source: RefSeq, a predicted model, not a curated record
ACAACAACCUCCAUAAUUGACUUUUAUUCAAUAGGAACUACGCUUCGCUCAUUUAUAAAUAUAUAUAACGUUUCACUGCACAUUAUUACCGAAAAUAUAUACACUUUGUUGUAUACACGUUAGUUCGUGUUACACGUGAUGCUGUAGUUGUGUUGUAGCAGCUGUUUUGAAGCGAUGUUUUACAAGAACACGGCUCUCGUGGGUCUGAUCACAGUGACGGUCGCCACAGCCGCUGCCUAUGUUUUGUGGGGUCCACCACACAAGAAGAAGAGCCGCAAAAAAGAUUAUGCUCCUGGUUUAGAGAAUCUUGGAAAUACAUGUUUCCUUAACGCUGUUCUGCAAGCUUUGGCGCCAUGCCAAAGUAUUCUUGAUUGGCUUAGUAAAAUUCUGCUUCGAAAGCAUAUGAACAAGACAGAAAACUACCUUGCUUAUACAAUGUUGAAGACCCUCAAAGUUUUGACAAACAAGACUUUCCACGACAAGGAGACAUUUUGUCCCAGUGAAGUCCUCAAUGCUCUUCGAUCUCGAUGGGUUAUUCCUGAUGAUGAACAGGAUGCACAUGAACUUUUUCAUGCCUUAACUCAGACGCUUGCUGAAGAAACUGGUCACUACCCUAAAGUUUUAUCUCUUUUCGAUGUAUCUGCUUUACAGAGCCCAGAUAAUGAAUACCAAACUUGCAAAUCAGCUGUAACUCGCAGUAAAGGAUUAUUGCCAGUUUUACCACGAGAUACAGAUCAUCCAUUCCGUGGACACUUUGCCAGCCAGCUUACUUGUCAGUCUUGUGCUUAUUGUUAUCCAGUUAAAUAUGAUUUGUUUGACAGUCUGUCACUUAAUAUUCCGGAAAGUCAUUGGGGGCCUCUUUCCUUAGAAAUGCUACUACAAAAGUUUAUAACUAGUGAAACAGUGUUCAAUGUCGAUUGUCCAGGAUGUACAAAUAAAUCAGACAUCAGCCAGACGAAAGUAAUACAGUCAAACUUUCUGAAGAAACUAAGUAUUGGAAAAUUACCACAGUGUUUAUGCCUGCAUAUUCCCAGAACACAUUGGUUAAACAACAAUGUUCCAGUCAAACGAUUUGAACGAAUAUCUUUUCCUGAAACUCUUCAAAUGGAUGAAUUUAUUUACAUGGGUGUUGGUUCUGCUGGUGAGAAGGACCGCAAGAACUGGUUGUUUGGAGGCAGAGCUUCUAAUGUCAAUCGAUCACUAACCAGACUAACAUCAUCAUCAGCAGCUGUAAACUUACUACGAGCCUUAAAUCACCAUUCACAGACCACUAUGAAUGAAUUUCUGGCGACGCCUACAUUGCAAAGUGCCAUGUAUUCCAAUGUGCAAACAGAUGUCAACCAAAAUGGCCCUAAUCCACCUAAAUAUGACCUGAGUGCGCACACUUACAGACUUAUUGCCGUGAUUGAACACAUUGGAGACGUAGUGAGCGGUCAUUUUGUUUCAUACAGACGUUGUCCCACAUGCAAGUCAGGAGAGAAGCACAGUGAUAAAUGGCUUUUCACCUCUGACACAGUUGUGAAAAAAGUCAGUCUGACUCAAGUAUUGAACUCUGAAGCAUAUAUGUUAUUUUACGAGAAGGUUUGAUCGGUGUACUUUGGACACAUUUUUUGCACCAUUAUUCAGCAGUAUCUGCAGUUGAGAGCACACACACACACACUCACACACAAACACACACACAUGGUAUUCAACUCUGUAGGAGGAUGUAGAAUAUUUUAAAUUAUCUUAUUUUCUGAAUGUACUGUAAAUGACAUUUAAUUGCACAUUCAUUAGUGUACGUUGUAGCAGACUGAAUGAAUACGGUGCUGAUUUGCAUUGCGUUAGGAUACAUGGUUCAUAUCCAACAUUAGUACUGACGUUGUCUCUAAUAAUUCUAUAUCAUCCAGUUCAUUGCUAGAACUAGCAAGAUCACUGUAAAUGAGGAACAUUGGAAUACUGAGCUCAGAUCGUCCCAAGGGCCUGAGGAAGAGGCAUUGGGAAAAAUGGCUCAGACCAACCCAGUAUUAAUUGAUAACAAAGCAGUCUUCACAUGGUGCUCCAGGAUUCUUCUUAUACUUUGUUUUCACAAUAAGGAAUGCCAUCAGUGCAGUUACUGAUAAGAUUCCAUCCUUUCAACUGAAGUGUGAGUGAGAGAGAAUUUUCAUUGUAUUUAAUGUGGGUGGUUGAUGUAAAUUGAGCAUGUUAAAACAAAAAAAAAAACCAUAUCUGGACUUUUUAACAGUUGCUGCUUUACCAUGUUACCAUUUUCUUUUUUAAAUGAAUUCUUAAAAUGACUAUUUAGAUACUUGAAGACUGAAAAAUAUGAUUAAAAAUCAUGGGAAAUUCUUUACAUAAAAGAAAGCUUUAUUGAUGUUGUCAUACAAAAUGCCCAGAUAUACAGAACCCAAAGUACCAGAAUUCUCUAAGUUUUCUUCUACUUUUGGCUGGAAUCCUGUUCAUUAAUUUGGGCUUUAAUUCCCACCAGGAACUCUUUAAAAUGUUGCUAUUUCUUUUGUAGAAAUUGUUGGUUUUAUUAAAACCAGAAAUCAAGAAAUAAAAAAUUGAUAUCUCCAAAUGUU